AUGGGCGACAGCAUCACUGCCGGAAACGGGGCAGCCUCUCUCAAUAUGAUGCAAGCUUAUGUGGAGAACAGGGGCUUGUCUUUCGCCAUCGGCGGAGAAUCGACGUGGCGGAAAUACUUGACUCUGCCGAAUAUUCUUAAAGAGUUUAAUCCUAAACUUGUGGGCUAUUCUUUGGGAGAUUCUCUGGGCUUCAUGAACGACUCCAAGUUCAAUGUGGCAGAGCCUAUAGCAAUGAACAGGGACUUGGUGUUCCAAUCGAAGUUACUGAUACGGAGAAUGAAGGCUGAUCAAAAUGUCGACUUCUACAAGGACUGGAAGAUAGUGACUGUGCUGAUGGGCCACAACGACUUCUGCUCAGACAUGUGUUACCGAGACUGGACGAUCUUACCAGAGAAGACCAGAACGGAGUUAGAGAUCGCCCUCAGCUACUUGCAGGAAAAUAUGCCGCGAGCAUUGAUCAACCUCGUACCGCCCCUGGAUGUGACGAACAUUAAGUCCAUUACCAAUGCUGCCCCAGAAUGUCAAAUGUUCUUCCGCGUCGCCUGCUCCUGCUUCUUCGGGCCCAGAGGAGAGUAUGGUCAAGAAGUAUUUAAGAAAAUCAUCAAGAUGAGCCAGCAGAUCUACUUUGAAAUCCAAGCCUCUUAG
This is a messenger RNA of Cryptotermes secundus, 645 nucleotides long. RefSeq names its product phospholipase B1, membrane-associated. Gene Ontology annotation, biological process: phospholipid metabolic process. Gene Ontology annotation, molecular function: glycerophospholipase activity. Bases 1 to 645 code for a protein of 214 amino acids. The record is from RefSeq and is a predicted model, not a curated record. NCBI's taxonomy places the organism in Eukaryota, Metazoa, Arthropoda, Insecta, Blattodea, Kalotermitidae. The transcript is spliced from 5 exons.